UUUACUCCUCUAAGAAAGGCCUCUUUGGGGGAAGAAAAGCCUUUUACGGCCCAUUGUGUGUGGGGGGAAUUAAAAGGUUUACUACGGCUACUCCUCUUCUCCAAAAGAAAUUCGAAUUUUGGGAGAAACGAUCACUUCUCCGGCUACCAUCGGAACCGAGAAAAUGGUUAAGAAGCUUGAAAGGUUGGAUUGUGUUACUCCAUUGGUAGUAGAUUUAUCUGAUUCAUCCACCGAUGAAGGAACUCCAUUGAGACCGGUAUUCUGCCUCAAAAAGAGAGAGCAAUUGAAAGAAUUUGAAGAGAAAGAGGAGUGCUUUAUCCUCGAUUUUGAUCCUUAUGAAUCUGUAGAUAUCUCAAAAUUAUCUGUUUCCAACAGUCUUGAUGCUUCUGAUCUUUCUGUUCUCGCCGAAAAAGGAGAGGUGGCAUGUCGGGACUUUCCACAUCCAAGGCAUGACUGCGCGAAAUAUCCUUUUUGGAAGACACCUCACCAGGAUUACUGUGACAUGUGUUAUUGCUAUGUCUGUGAUGUGGCUGCUCCUUGCAAAUCCUGGACUGGGAAUUCAGCCCAUUGCCAUGCCAUGAAUAAUGAGGCUUGGAAAGCUCUGAGGAAUGCCCCUAAAAAGUAAUUGAAGAAAAAGUAUUCACAACAUUGCAACUUUCCUAGACUUGUAAAUUUUGUGUAGUGAUGGCUCGGUCUGCCCAUUAGCUGCAGUAUGGUUACGUACCUAGUUAUGAUUUGGGAUAUUAAGUUGGAUAUGAGGUCUGCGUCUCAAAAUUAAGCUAGAUUUUUGUUGAUAUUUUGCUUAAGGUAUGUAAAAAUGUGGUAUGAACAUGUUCCUUCUAGUAUAUUAGCGGUUGAAGUGAAGUUCCCAGUAAAUGCUUCACCUCAGUGGAAAAUGAUUUGAACAGCCCUUCUUGCUGUUCUUUUUGAAGCCAACUUCCUUGAUUUUUUGUGUUACAAAUUGCAAUGUUGCGGAUAAAAUCUUCUAUCUUUGCGAAUACAUAUUAAUUUUGCUUCUUG
Solanum pennellii is the source of this 1020-nucleotide messenger RNA. RefSeq lists its product as uncharacterized. The record is from RefSeq and is a predicted model, not a curated record. The transcript is spliced from 3 exons. The coding region runs from base 164 to 625 and encodes 153 amino acids. NCBI's taxonomy places the organism in Eukaryota, Viridiplantae, Streptophyta, Magnoliopsida, Solanales, Solanaceae.